ACUGUUGAUGAAAGGCGCGGUCGAGGAGGAUGAAAGCCAAAGACCGCAGGUCGCAAAGAAAUGAGCAUAUAUAAGAAUGUAAGUAUGGAAACCAAAAAGAGGAAGAAACUAAGACCAAAAAACCAACAAAGGCUGCCUUGCUCCCCGAGCUGCUUCCAUCCUCCUUGUGAUACCGACAAGUGAAUGAGACGGAGCGCGUGCGUGAACUGCUGCAGAGACGUGGGGUGCCCCACCUGCCUGAUACGGCAACUAGGCACGUACCGUCCCACUGGGACUAGCUUGCCUGCCCCGGUAACCGCAACGGUGCCGCGCGCGCAAGCCGCCAGCUCAUCAAACGCGGUGAGGAAGGGCUGAGAAACAGCUUACGGGUAAUUAAACAUUUUUUGCCCCUGUAUUCCGCCUAAACUUGGGGGAGCUGUCCAGUGGAAAGGAGAUGCCAAGAUAGAGUCGGAACCACAAGAAGAACAACACAUCCCCAGCAAUUGUCCAUCCUCAACACCUCCCAUCAAGCCCAAACCAACCCAAUCCCUCCCCCGCAAGCACAACCCUCACAAUGGCGUCCGAAAAGAAGCCAUCCCUCGGCUCUGCCAUGGUAAUCGGCGGCUGCGGCUUCCUCGGCCACCACGUCGUCCGCCUCCUCCUGCGCGACUACACCACCACCUCCAUCUCGGUCAUCGACCUCCGAUGCACACGCAACCGCCGCCCCGAAUCCGACGGCGUCAAGUACUACGAAGCCGACAUCACCGAUGUCGACAAGCUCAUCUCCCUCUUCUCAGAAGCCCGUCCCGACGUGGUCAUUCACACUGCCUCCCCCCCAGCCCAAUCCAAUGACAGCGUCUCCCACGCUCUCUUCAAAAAGGUCAACGUCGAUGGCACCGCCGCCGUCAUCAAGGCCUGCCAAACCACCGGCGUCAAGGCCCUGGUGUACACCUCCUCCGCCUCGGUCAUGUCAGACAACAAGUCCGACUUGAUCAACGCAGACGAAAGAUGGCCCACCGUCCGCGGUGAGAACCAGACAGAGUACUACUCCGAGACCAAGGCUGCAGCAGAAGAGCUCGUCCUCCUCGCCAACCGCGCCUCCCCCGCCCCCUCCCUCCUCACCUGCGCCAUCCGCCCCUCGGGCAUCAUGGGCGAAGGCGACACAAUGGUCCUCUACCACAUGAUCAACAUCUACCGCCAAGGCCGCACCGGCGUCCAAGUCGGCGACAACAACAACCUCUUCGACUUCACCUACGUCGAAAACGUCGCCCACGGCCACCUCCUCGCCGCCCGCGCCCUCCUCCUCACUUCCUCCUCCUCCACCGUCCCUCUCAACCACGAGCGCGUCGACGGCGAAGCCUUCCUCGUCACCAACGACUCCCCGGUCUACUUUUGGGACUUUUGCCGGGCCAUCUGGGCCGCCGCGGGAUCGCCCAUGGGGACGGACCACGUGAGGGUUCUGCCGAGGGGUGUGGGAAUGGUGUUGGGCUUCUUGAGCGAGUGCUUUUUUGCCAUGAUUGGGAAGCCGCCUACGUUUAACAGGCAGAGGAUUGUGUAUAGCUGCAUGACGAGGUAUUACGACAUUAGCAAGGCGAAGAAGAGGUUGGGGUACAGGCCAUUGGUGAGCUUGGAUGAGGGGGUGAGAAGGAGUGUCAAGUGGACGUUGGAGCAGGAGAAGGUGAAUGCUGAGAAGAAGUAAACAGCGUGGGAAUUUUGGGUUUGGAUGGUUUGAGAUGUAGGUCGGACGAGAUACCAAUUGGGCAUUUUUGUUUGGGAAGGGGAGAAGCGAUAUAUGAAACGUAUAUAAUACAUAAUUAACGACUGAUGGGCGGCCGAGAGGGGUUGGAUGGAUGGGAAAAUGAUGGGUGGUGGUGGUGGUGGAAAAGGGAGGAUGCAUAUGAUCAAUAAGCGCACUAAAUAUUUCGUAUAACCUUGUGGAUAAAAGGGGCCAGGGUCCUGAUUUCUGGUCAAGUCAUGCUUGUUGGAUUGGUGAUGUAGAGCACUGUGCCGUGAAC
Podospora pseudopauciseta is the source of this 1994-nucleotide messenger RNA. RefSeq names its product erg26, C-3 sterol dehydrogenase (gene ERG26). Bases 554 to 1678 code for a protein of 374 amino acids. Gene Ontology annotation, biological process: steroid biosynthetic process. The transcript has 2 exons. The record is from RefSeq and is a predicted model, not a curated record. Lineage: Eukaryota; Fungi; Ascomycota; Sordariomycetes; Sordariales; Podosporaceae. Gene Ontology annotation, molecular function: 3-beta-hydroxy-Delta5-steroid dehydrogenase (NAD+) activity.